Argiope bruennichi is the source of this 717-nucleotide messenger RNA. RefSeq names its product nuclear nucleic acid-binding protein C1D-like (gene Rrp47). Lineage: Eukaryota; Metazoa; Arthropoda; Arachnida; Araneae; Araneidae. The coding region runs from base 172 to 654 and encodes 160 amino acids. The record is from RefSeq and is a predicted model, not a curated record. Gene Ontology annotation, molecular function: RNA binding; DNA binding. Gene Ontology annotation, cellular component: exosome (RNase complex); nucleolus. The transcript has 5 exons. Gene Ontology annotation, biological process: maturation of 5.8S rRNA; regulation of gene expression.
GAAACGUACUGUCGCUAACGUUUAACGCUUCCAUUCUGGUUCCUGUAGUGAAAUGAAUAGAAGAUAACAAUAAACAUAUUUAAUUUGUUGCCCUUUUUUUUUUUGAGACUGUUUUAAUCACAUUUAUCAACUGUUAUCUUAUAUUUAUUAUUUGACUUUUAUAUACUUACUAUGGCUAGUAAUAAAGAAGAUAUAGAAAUUCCUAGCGAAAUAAUUGAUAAACUCCAAAAUUUUCAUCAGUCACUGGAAAAAAUGCAAAAAAUCCUAUCUCCAUUAAUAUCUACUAAUAUUAAUUCUACAGAUAAUAAGAUGGAAUCUCUGGAUAAAGCAAGACUGAAUUUAAUUAGUGGUUAUGCUUUAAAUUCCUUGUUUUGGAUGUACUUGAACACUCUUGGAAUUGAUCCAAAAGAGCAUAGUAUAAAAGGAGAAUUGGAAAAGUAUAAAAGUUUUAUGAAGACAGUGAAAGAAAUUGCUGACAAAAGUAAAGCUCCAAUUCUUAAUAAAGGUGCUGCUAGUCGAUUUGUGCGCAAUGCAUUAUGGGAACCAAGUGAAAAAAAUGAAACUUCCAUGAAUUCUAAUAAAGAGACAUCUAACCAGCAAGAGAAGAGACCAAGUAAUUCAAAAGAAGAUUUUAAAAAGAAGCGGCGAAAUUAGUAAUUGUAUAACUUGGCAUAUGUACAUAAUUUUACUGGACAAAUUAAAAUAUUUCAUUUUCUA